UCAGCGCUCGGGCCAAUGGCGCUGCUCCGGCGCCUCACGCGCUCCUACCACAACCGCUUCCCCGCGCAGUCAGAGUCCCCAGACCCGGAGCUCGCACAGUCUGUCAGCUGGGAGGGCUCGGGAAUGGCCGGCGGCGGUUGGUGCGUCCCGGGCACGGUCCUCCGGCUCCUCCUCCUGCUCUCGCUCCUUCCCCGGCCCGCGUACCUCCGGCUACUCGGCCUCCGCCCGGAGGACACGGCCAACGGCCGGGUAUCCCUGGAGGACGGCACGCUGCGGGCGGCCGAGGGGACCCGCUUCACCCUGCGCCUGUACUUCCAGCCCCCGCUGCCGGCCCAGCUGCAGCACCCCCCGCCCUCUAACGACAGCGGCGGCGGCGCCCCCCGGCUGGUCUUCAUCGAGGAGCCGCGUCCUCCGGGAGCCGCCGCGGGCGACCCGUGCCACGACGAGUCCUCCUGGGCCUCGGGGGUGGAGGUGCUCGGCCCCCUGCAGCCCUCCUCGUCCCCCGGCGGCUCGGCGGUGGUGGAAGUGCGGGCCCGGCAGCUGCGGAAGGGGGAGCGGGGGAAGCGCUUCUCCCUGUGCGCCUAUGACGGGCGGCAGUGGGAGCACCACGGCGGGCGGCAGUUCGCGCUGGAAGUGCGGGAGGCUCCGGAGGGGACGCCGGCCUGGCUGCGGGCGCUGGUCUCGCUGCUGCUGCUCGCCGCCUCGGCCCUGUUCAGCGGCCUGCGCCUCAGCCUGCUCUCGCUGGACCCGGUGGAGCUGCGGGUGCUGCGGAACGGCGGCUCGGCGGCGGAGAAGGAGCAAGCGCGGCGGGUGCAGUCGGUGCGGGGCCGCGGCUCCUACCUGCUCUGCACGCUGCUGCUGGGCAACACGCUGGCAAACGCCGCCCUGGCCGGCUGGCUGUGCGCCUCCCUACCCGCGGAGCCCGGCCUGGCCGCCCUGCUGUGCGCCGGCUGCGUCUUCCUGGGCGGCGAGGUGGCGCCCUACUCGGUGUGCUCCCGCCACGGCCUGGCCCUGGCCGCCCGCGCCGUCUGCCUCACCCGCCUGCUCAUGGCCGCCGCCUUCCCCGUCUGCUACCCGCUCAGCCGCCUGCUGGACUGGGCGCUACGCCAGGAGAUUAGCACCUGCUACACCCGCGAGAAGCUGCUGGAGAUGCUGCGGGCGGCCGACCCCUACAACGACCUGCUCAAGGAGGAGCUGAACAUUAUCCAGGGCGCCCUGGAGCUCCGCACCAAGGUGGUGGAGGACGUGCUCACCGGCCUGGGCGACUGCUUCAUGCUGCGCUCCGACGCCGUGCUGGACUUCGCCACCGUCUCCGAGAUCCUGCGCAGCGGCUACACCCGCAUCCCCGUCUACGAGGGCGACGACCGGGCCAACAUCGUCGACAUCCUCUUCGUCAAGGACUUGGCCUUCGUGGACCCGGACGACUGCACGCCGCUGCAGACCGUCACCCGCUUCUACCACCGCCCGCUGCACUGCGUCUUCAAUGACACCCGCCUGGACGCCGUGCUGGAGGAGUUCAAGAAGGGUAAAUCUCACCUAGCCAUAGUCCAGCGGGUCAAUAACGAAGGGGAAGGGGACCCUUUCUAUGAGGUAAUGGGAAUUGUUACCUUGGAGGAUAUCAUAGAAGAAAUCAUAAAGUCAGAAAUCCUAGAUGAGACAGAUCUGUACACCGAUAAUAAAAAGAAGGAAAGAAUCCCUCACCGUGAGCGGAAACAACAUGACUUCUCCUUAUUCAAACUGUCAGAUAGUGAGAUGAAGGUAAAGAUUUCCCCUCAGCUUCUGCUGGCAACACAUCGGUUUAUGGCAACAGAGAUUGAGCCUUUCAAAGCUCCUUUUUUAUCGGAGAAAAUUCUUCUACGACUGCUAAAGCAUCCACAUGUGAUCCAAGAAUUGAAGUUUGAUGUGAAAAAUAAAAGGUCCUCUGAACAUUACCUUUACCAACGCAAUAGACCAGUGGAUUAUUUUAUUUUAAUACUGCAGGGUAAAGUGGAAGUAGAAGUUGGCAAAGAGGGAUUACGUUUUGAGAAUGGGGCAUUUACAUUUUAUGGAGUGCCUGCUAUCAUGACAACAGUUUCCUCUGGGCGGAGUACGAAAUCACCGGAACGGCAGGCACCCAGUGACAACGAUGUCCGAAAGGUUGGAAGUCUGGCCGGAUCAUCCUUCCUCUUACCAGUGUCUGUAUCUCGUACCUUCGCUUUCAGUAGAGGGGAAUCCUUGGCCGGCUCUCCAGUAAACAGAUCCCCUUCUCGCUGCAGUGGUUUAAAUCGUUCUGAAUCCCCAAAUAGAGAACGUAAUGACUAUGGGGGCAGCACAAACCAGCUGAGCAACAGCAACAACAACCUCUACAUACCUGAUUACUCUGUGCACAUCCUCUGCGAUGUCCAGUUUAUUAAGAUCACACGACAGCAGUAUCAAAAUGCAUUGACAGCUAGCCGUAUGGACAGUUCUCCGCAGUCCCCAGAAAUUGAAGUGUUCAGUGACGGUGACUCCACCAAAACAACAAAGUAUCAUAGAGUGUCUGAGUCUCCAAAAGAUGACACUGUCACCACCUUAAUGAAUGACAGAAAUUGCAACUUAGCUUGCAGCAGAUCAGACGGUUCAAAAAGUCCAAAUGACUCUGUGUUUCUACACAUGGAUGAAAUCCCUCAGAUAAAGGAAGAGCUGGCAGACAUGGAUAACUGUGUAAACAACGCCGGCUCUUGUGGCGUUACCCUGGACACAGAGCACCCCAGUAGUGACGUGAUCCCCAGCUCAGCAUUGAACAGUGGAGAGGAGACGCUUGGCAAGAAGCUACUGAGAACAUUGAGUGCCAAAUCCAGGAAAAAAUCAAGGGAUGCUGAGAAAAGUCCAGAAGAAAGUUCUGUCCUGCACCUAAUCACCUGAAGAGUAACGGUGAAGACCAAUGCUACAGUGGGAUUACUAAAGGGAGCGUCACAGGUUCCUUAUCUGUUCGUGACUGGAUGAGCCCCUUGUAAUCCGUGCCCUAUGCACUUAUUUUCUACAUGUAGUGUCUGUAAACUGUGAAAGUAUGAAAUGCAUACCUACUGCAGAUGUGGCAAAUGUUGUACCUGCUGAGCAUACACAAUAACACUGGGCCUCAUUCAGAUGCAGUGGCAAAACGGCUGAAGUACACAAGUUGGUCGAUGUUUCCUUACUGCGCAUACAUCUGAGCUGCAUUGCACACGCGCAGUGAUUGAAUCGCAACAAGGGAUUAGUCACAGAGUGAGUGACAGGUAGACAGUGUUUGGGGGUGGUAACGGGGAAUGGUCAGGUAAACGCAGGCAUGUUGUGGCUGUUCAGAUGUGGUUUUCUGGGCGUGCAUAAAUUAGCAGCUGAAAUCUCACUUUCUACGGGAGAGCCCUCUGCGUCCCAGGAGACCUGCUCAGCCUGCGCAUUGUCAGAGGUACUCAGAAUCUGCGACAAUGGUAUCGAUGUUUUAGCAGUUAUACGCCUAUCGGAUGGAAACGAGGAGGCAACAGUGGGUGUUCCUAUGCUCAGGUUAGCUACGGGGCAUAUUAGCAUAUAGAUGCAAUUGCAGACGGCAAGCGUUGGCAACAGUAAAUCUCAACAACCACAUCUGAAUCAGGCUCAUUAUGCAAUGUUCUAAGUAUGGAUUUCUCAGACAACAUGUAAAGUGCACCUCUCAUCCACAGACAGUGGUGGCAGCUGAAUAUGGAGCUGGUCUGUUCCCUAGGAUUGGCUGCAUCUACUGUGUGUAAGAGACGUGUACCCAUUAACAGGCAGAGUCUUAAUCUCUACAUUACAAUUCUCCUACUAAACUUUUAGCCAAAUUUCUUUUGUAUGGUUUAAUAGAUAGGGAAUACAUUGAGGGACUAGUAUCUAUAUAAUAUGUGAUAUCACACAUUCAGAGCAUUAAGAAUGAGGGAACAUGCGCUAUGGUUGAUUAGAGGAAGGUUCCUCAUUUUCCCAGUAAGGAGGAGAUGUGUGGAAAUGACCGAUAUUGCUCUAAUUCUGUAAAACAUGUUAAUGUUUUAUGAAAGAUGUAGCAUUUGCAGAAGGCCUUGAACCCAAGCAUUAAGUUUAAGCACAUAACAUAUGUUCUUAGAGCCCGUUAAACACGCGUUGCCACCGAUAGUAUGAAAUUAUAUAUAUGUGUACAUAUGCAGUAUAUAAUGUUUUUUUCUACUACAUUUUGUUUCACUAAAGAAAAGCAACUGGAUUGUUAUAGAUUGAAUAAGCUAUGUGGAUGACAUGAAGGUUAUUUUAACUAUAGAUUAUAUUUUUAUAAUCUAAAUCGAUUCAGUAUUUACACAAAUCUUAAUAUGACUUAAGGCCCAUAUAGACGGGAGAGAUGUGUGCUGAGCGAACCGCUCAGCACAGCGCGAUGUGUGCUAAGCGUGCGGGGGGCGCUCAUUUACCCAACGGGUGAAACGAGAGACGUGCUAGAUUGGCCUGUGUGCAGGCCAAUCUAGCACCGGCGAUAGCGAUGUGCGGGGCCGCGCAUCGCUAUCGCUGUGGGGGGUACACACGAGUGAUCUGUGCUUAAAAUCUAAGCAAUCUAGAUUUUAAGCAUGGAUCUCUCCGUGAGUACCCCCCUUAAGAAACAAAUGGGUCUAUUUACUAAGCCCUGGGGGGGAUGUAGUAGGGUGUGAGAAUUAGGAAGUGAGAUUUUGUGAGAGGAUUUCCUGUUUGUUUGUUUUUUUUAAAGUGGUUUUGCCAUGUGAAGUAUUGCCACUUUAAAAAAAAGAGGAGAACUCUCACACCCUAUGACAUUUCCCCCAUGGAUGGAGAUAAAGUACCAGCUAAUCAGAUCCUAACUGUCAUUUUUCAAACCCAGCCUGUAACAUGUUAGGAGCUGGUUGGCUGGUACUUUAUUCUCCUUUCAAGGCUUAGUAAAUAGACCACAAUGUAGGUUAAGGCUAUUUGAUAGUGCUUGGCGUUCUGCACUCCAUAGAGUGGAUCUUGAUGUAUGUGACGCUUUCAUAAGGCCAAAGGUUUCCUUUCACUUCUGAUACAGUGAAUGAGCACAUUACUAUCCUGCUUGAUUAACUUUUCUCUGCACCAUCUCCUUUUACAUUGUAAAACCAGUUGUUGCAACUUCUAAUGCAUUGUGCAGCUUGAAACACAAGACAGCAGGUAUUUGCUUCACCUGUAAUCUCUGCAUUUCCACAAGCUGGUGGCAUUAUAGUUGGAGAACAGGGGGUAUGGUGACUGACUGCAGUAUUUUAUUUAUUACACUUUGCACUUUCCUUUCCGUUUGGUCUUUUCCACAGAAACUAACAGGAAAUGGAGACAGCGCGUUUCACCAGAGCCAGCUGCAUGCAAUUGCUGGUGACAUCCAGUCUUCAACUGAUCGCACAAACCAAGAGUAUCGUAGAAGAAUUUAUUUAUUUUCAUAAAUGUAUUUGUUUGAAUUGCGGGUCUUAAUUUAUUGUACACAUUUCAAAAUGUAUAUUUAUUUUGAAUAAGAUAUAAAAUGAAGAAGGAAAACCUGUUUGAUAUUUAA
Molecule: messenger RNA, 5467 nt
Organism: Pseudophryne corroboree (corroboree frog)
Lineage: Eukaryota; Metazoa; Chordata; Amphibia; Anura; Myobatrachidae
Gene: CNNM1
Product: cyclin and CBS domain divalent metal cation transport mediator 1
Exons: 13
Coding region: 16-2883 (955 amino acids)
Biological process (GO): intracellular manganese ion homeostasis; transport; magnesium ion homeostasis
Cellular component (GO): cytoplasm; plasma membrane
Molecular function (GO): transmembrane transporter activity
Source: RefSeq, a predicted model, not a curated record